Molecule: messenger RNA, 1006 nt
Organism: Dermatophagoides pteronyssinus (European house dust mite)
Lineage: Eukaryota; Metazoa; Arthropoda; Arachnida; Sarcoptiformes; Pyroglyphidae
Source: RefSeq, a predicted model, not a curated record
UUCAGUGAAUAAUAUGACGACUUUCAAUGAUUCGAACAUUAUAUAAACAUUCGAAUCGUUAACAAUUUUACUAAUUAUGAUUCAACCAUGAUGAAAAAAUCAUCUUCAUCAUUAUCACCAACACCAGCACAUUCCAUCCACAUGGCUACAAAAUCCGAUACAAAUAAUCAACAGAAUAUAUUUGAAAAUUUAAUAUUUGAAAAAUUCUGUUCCUGUUUAGAGCUAUGGAAAGGCUGUGUUCUGGCUGGAAUAUUUACAAUGAGCACAAGUGUUUUUGAUCUACUUUGGAGCAUAGCACAUAUGAUUGAUGAGGAUACAGUUAUAUUUUUCUAUUUACUAUUUUGUCUGGGCAUUGAAAGUGUCAUUUUUAUUGCUGCCAUUGGAAUUUUAUUUAUAGCAUUAAUCAAGAGAUCUAGAUGUUUACUAUUACCAUGGUUAAUCAUGACAUUUGUUGAUGUAUUUUUUAGCUUAUUGAUUGCGUUCGCCGAAUUAGCCCUACCGAGUAAUUUCAAUACAAGUGGAUGUACUGUUCCAGCCAUUUCGAUGGUAGUCACAUUACUUGUUUGUUUUAUAACGAUCUAUUGUUGGCUAUGUGUUUAUGGACAAUAUCUUCAUUAUUCUAAAAACACUGUCAAUAUAUCGGAAAUUAAAGUUAGCCCUAUCGAUGAUUUUGGUCGACCAAGUAGUUCACAUGCGAUACGACCAUCUUCAUCUCAACAACAGCAACAACAACUUAUGGGUCAUGAAUUAAAUCCAGGAACAACGACUGAUUUAUCGGCACAAAAAUAUCUUAAUGAAAAUAAUCUCAAUAUUAAUAAUAAUCAACAACAACAAACGGAUACGUUAAAAGUACCACAAAUUUCAACACCCAGAGAUGCUUGGUAACCUCGAAAAGCAAAAAUUUGAAUUUUUUUUUCGCAACGAUUUUUUGUAAAGCACUUUUUUCCAAAGUUCCUUUUUGACUUAGUAAAAUAAUAAUGGCAUUAAUAUUUUUUUCAAAUUGUUA